AAUUAUUUUUAAUCUAGUUUCGUAAAAUUUGCCACGAAAUCAAUCCCAUAUCCAAUUUCCGAACCAGAAAAUAGCAAUAUAUGAAUACAGAUCAACGAAGCAAACACAGGUAAAUCACGAAUUCAUAACCACUACCAGAUUUUUACUUCUUCUUCUUCUUAACCUAAACCUAGCGAAACAUGCUAGGUUUGACUAUUUCACCAUCUUCCUUCGUACGGUGAUUUUCCUUUUCUUCAUCAUCACGACAUUAACGAUCUCGGAGUUAACAAAAGGUGAAUCACAUACAAUUGAUUUAUCAGGUAGUACUAGUAGCGUAGUUGCGUUAAGAAUUUUAGUUAUAGUAUGGUAAUAUCAGUGAUAUUUAUCAUAAUAAGGUUGUUUAUGGAAGCGCUAUGUGAGUUUUGUGAGAUUGUUAGAGCUGUGGUUUACUGCAAGCCGGAUUCCGCUCGUUUAUGUCUGCGUUGCGAUGCGAUUGUGCACUCCGCGAAUGCGCUUGCUCGCAGACAUCCGAGAAGUUUAUUGUGUGAUAAGUGUAAUUUUGAUUCGGCGAUUGUUCGUUGCGUUGAUUAUAAACUGUCUCUGUGUCAGUUUUGUGAUUGGAAUUCUACAGAUGAGUGUUGUGUGUUGGGGCAUAACCAUGUGUUGCUUAGUUUCUACACUGGUUGUCCAUCUUUGGCAGAGUUGGCUAAGAUUUGGCCACAUUUUGUUGGCGGGAAUGGAAAUUCAUCGGUUGAGAGUAGUAUUGCUGGCUGUCAGCCUUUGGAUUGGCCGCAUGAAAAGAAUGGCGGGUUGUUUGGGUUGGGGAAGGCGAAAAAUAAGAUGGACGGAGAAGAGGCGUCUGUUAAAUAUGAACACCCUUGGAUUGGGACACCACCUAUUGUUUUGUCGAAUUCAAACGGCACACAAUACUGCAAAGAUCAAGCAUUUUUGUUUGAUCUAGACUCGAACCAACCGAAGAUUCAAGGAUGCUCUGAUGUCAAGGAACUAGUUUUUCACGAGGGGACUAGUCUUUGUGAAGGUUUCAAUGUGGAUGAUGCUCAAUUAAACUUUGAAAGUGCUGAGGAAAUAUUUGGCUGCUCUCAAAGUGCCGCAAAAUACAACCAUGAAGAUGGAGGAUUAGAGUGUCUAUUAAUAGAUAAAAAUAUUCAAGUCACAAAAUGUACCAGUCUUACCGAGACUGCAGCGGAGGCUUUAUCACCCGUGCAACAAGAUUGUCUGGCUUUUCCAUUAUCAGGGGCUGGCGGAUCAACAAGUGUGAUGCAGGGCAUCAACAAUAAUGCAAAUUGUGCACUUAUGACUCCUAGCUGCAACAGUAGCAUUACUAUGGGAUUUCCUCAGAGUCAAAUUCAUUCAGGAACUUCAAUUGAAUUACCUAAUCUUAAUGGUGAAAACAAUGUUACUGAACUUCUAAAUUGUGGGUUACCUCCAGUGUUUCAUCCUGGCGAAUCCCCUUGGGAACCAAAUUUGGAGGGUACGUGUGCAGAAGCAAGGGAACAAGCCAAAAUGAGAUACCAGGAGAAAAAGAAAACUCGAACAUUUGGUAAGCAAAUAAGAUAUGCCUCUCGCAAAGCAAGGGCUGAUACAAGAAAACGCGUGAAAGGCCGAUUCGUUAAAGCAGGUGAAGCAUAUGAUUAUGAUCCUCUUUUGAGCGACUACUAAAUGUUAUCGACAAUCACGAUAUUUUUCUUGCAGGAAAAUGACUGGUAAGCUUAGGUAGAGUCCAUGGACAUCAUGAUAACAUUGUUUUGUUGUCCAUUCUUAGACAACAAAUUUCUUUUGUACAAAAUUUAGAAAAAUAGAUCAAAUUUUAAUGCAGAUAUAUAAUUAUUCUAAACUUGACAACUUAAUUAGGUGGUUGGUACAAAGAAGAGAAGUUAGUAUUUAGAAUUUUAGAUGAAAAUAUACAUAUGAAGGUAAAAGAGUAAAAAGAUAUUGCAUUUAGUUAUAUCUAGUAAGUGAAAGAAGCACUACAUUUUCUCAAAUAUAAGAAAAAAAAGACAUAUUUGAUGAACCAAAAUAUAAGUAAAAUCUAACUUAUUUGAUCAUAUUUAAUGCUAUUAUUCUCAAAAUAGGCUUCAAGAGAACAAAUUUUCUUACACAAUUACGAUGAAAAGAAAAUGUAGUUUGGACAAUGCAAUUGUUUUUUUGAUUACAUCAAGAAAAUUAAAGGUGGUUAACUACUAUUCUUAGUAUCUGUGUAGUUAGUUAUUUUUCUUAUAAUUUAGAAUGGAGGAAGUAACAUGCAUGAGAUAGAGGAGCAGGAUGAAUGAACAGAUUGAUAUUGCAUCACAGUUAGUAUCAUUUCCGACCAAAACAUGAAAGGUAAGAUAAAUACUUCUUAUGAAAUUAUUAAACUUAGCCGUUUCAGCCGUAAAUCUCGGCACGGAACAGCAAAACCAAGAAAACCGCGUCAAGCUGUGCCGUUCUGUCACAUCAGUGACUCGGUUGGAACGACCACAAUAAUGAGAUUGGAUUCGGAAUGACGCUGAUGUGAUGUGGCCGCUCCGACUGCGUCACAGCCGUAUAUGAUAUUGCCUUAAUUUUUUAAGGAUAGCAAAGUUAUUUUAUUGAAUUUUAUUGGCAUUUGCAAGUACGUUUUAUUUAUGACUUAUGACUUCUGUUUCUAAAUAUGAAUAUUUCAUGAAUUUUGAUUAAUUAAAUUUAGUUUUUAACAAUUGUGUUCAUUAGUAUUAACUGAAUUAGACUCCGCGUCACUAAAAUAUCGGCCGUUCCGCUCCUCGCUCCCAUUCCGCUCCAUUUUUGGAGAUGGCCUAGCCGCGCCUCUAUCCGAGAUUGAUAACAUAGAAUUGAAUACCAUUUUCUAUAGAAUUAAAUGAGUGGCCAAAUUCUUAUUUGUUUACCAUUUGCUUCUGCUUUCUAACAAAUAAGAUAAAAACUAUUUUACUGCAAAAAAAAGUUGGACUUACAUACUCUUUCUUGCUUGCAGAAGAGACAGGAGUUAACGGCGAUGCAUCCUGAACUUUAACAGGUUAGAAUGUGUGACUCUGAGUUUUUGUUUUUCUAAUAAACACAGGGUAUUAAGGAAGAAAACGGGAACUGGUAUUUGGCAUCAAGAUAUUAUCCAAGAACAGCAAUCCUUACGUUGGUUUAGCGAGCAGUGUCAGAUGGAGAUCCUGUUGUUCGAAACCACUUUACACCUGCAGCAACUGUAUGCAUAUUCCACAACCCUUAAACUACCUCAAUCAUUUCAUCUAUUGGACUGCAUCAUUUUAGGCUUAGGAGUGUUAACUGCUUAUUUUGGGUUUAGGCUUAGGCCAAACACUGAUUCAUUUAAAUUUUGGUUGCCUUAAUGUAAUAGUUUCUAUAUUUAGAAUAUUUGCUAUUUAUUUUAGAAUAUUUGUUUUUAUUUUUA
Vicia villosa (hairy vetch) is the source of this 3373-nucleotide messenger RNA. Its product is annotated as putative zinc finger protein CONSTANS-LIKE 11. The transcript is spliced from 4 exons. NCBI's taxonomy places the organism in Eukaryota, Viridiplantae, Streptophyta, Magnoliopsida, Fabales, Fabaceae. The record is from RefSeq and is a predicted model, not a curated record. The coding region runs from base 343 to 1659 and encodes 438 amino acids. Gene Ontology annotation, molecular function: zinc ion binding; protein binding.